Messenger RNA from Podarcis lilfordi (Lilford's wall lizard), 12217 nucleotides. The record is from the annotation of a GenBank genome assembly. NCBI's taxonomy places the organism in Eukaryota, Metazoa, Chordata, Lepidosauria, Squamata, Lacertidae.
AUGGGGCGCAGCGCGGGGCUGAUCCUGAUGGCCGCGAUGGUGCUGGGCGCCGCCGCCGAGGCGCUGCCAGGUGAGGGGGGGGAUCACAGAAAGAAAGACCGGGGGGUCCUCUUUCUUUCUUUCUUUCUUUCUUUCUUUCUUUCUUUCUUUCUUUCUUUUUUUCUUUCUUUCUUUCUUUCUUUCUCUCUCUUUCUCUCUUUCUCUCUUUCUUUCUUUCUCUCUUUCCCUCCUGAUUUGUUUUUUUUGGGGGGGCGCCGUCAACUGCCGGCCUCCCCCCCGGAAGGGGGCGGGGCUUCUCUUUGGGCCCCUCCCCCUCCCCGAGGGACAAUGGCUGCCCGAUCCCUUGUCUUUUUUGGGGUGGGGGGGUCCCAUCCCUGGCCGGCCCUCCCUCCCUCCGCCCUGGUCCUCUAUAGGGCCCGCUCGGGGGUGGCCCCAUUGGGCUGGGAAGGGGAGCCCCCCGGGGGGAGGGAGGGGACAGGCGGGGCGCGGCUUCCCGGCGGCGCAGGUGGGCAGAUUCCCCUCCCCCCCGGAGGAGGAGGAGGAGGAGGAGGAGGAAGCGCUCUCUCUGCCCAGGGUGUUUGCCAAGCCCCCCCCCGCGUGUGCCCCUUCUUCCUGGUUCAGUCCCUCGGUGCCAGGUGCGGAUUCUGCGCGAGGCGUGGGAGGCGGGAGGGCUGGGAGGAGAGAGACCCCACUGGACAGGGGCCGGCCCCAUAGAGGGACUGGAUGGCUGGCUGGGGGGGGGGUCUGUGCCAGGGGACUGAGCUGCCCCCCUCGCCCUGGGCUGCUCCAGGAGGCUGGCCUGCUGCCCAGAUCGUGUUUGCUCUUCAAGUCGAGGAAGUUGUCUGUUUACAAUCACCAUCAUCAUCAUUUAUUAUCUAUACAUCUGGCUGGGUUUGCCCCUCGUGGCGGGAGGAGCUGGGUCCCGAGUGUGGGAGCAAAAGCCGGAUCGGCAGAGGCAGUGAUGGCACAAUGGGCCUGGUGUUGUGCCCCCUGGCACUCUUGCCAGUUUGGGCAUUACCUGGGACAGGACACCUGUCUGCCUGCAGAACUCCUGGCUGCUUUUGUUUUAUUUCCGGAAAGCUCUUUCCUGCCUGCCAGCCCGAGAUGGGAUUUUGAGGCUGUGCUCCCUGGACCCAAGGGGGCAAGAUCACAGAAGUGGAGAGUUGCAAGGGACUCCAGAGGUCAUCCAGUCCCACCCCCGCAGCACAAGGCUGCGCCUGGUCCAGAGAGCUCUUUGUUUUCUUAGCCAGGAGAGAGAAUCCUCCCUUCCCUGCUUUGUGGGCCAAAGAGAACAGCCUUUCUGGGUCAGGCUCCCAGGCUGCCUCCUCCUCCUGAACUGGCCUGACCGGGUGCAGAGGGAACCUGAUCUCCUGGGCUCCGCAGGGCUGGGCAGCCAGUCUCAAACUGGUUCAGCCUGUUUGUGGUGAGGUCACCGGAGCUGCUCUCCCUGAAUCACCAGGCCAUGGGGCCCGUCUGGCUCGGAGUUCGCUCUCUGCCCCAUGGAGGCCAGACUUCCUGGUGGGGAGGGGGCACCCUUCCUUUUUAUUAUUAUUUUUAUUACUAUAUUUAUUAAGUUUCCAUUUUAUUACAUUUAAACAAAUCCUUAUUGUGCUCAUUACAUAUUUGCUCAAUCGAGCUUCGACUCCCCCCCCAUACGGUUGCCAUAAUUCAUUAUUACUUCACAGCAUUUAUACAUUUUCCCAUUUACGUUUCACUUAAUCACAAAUUUUAAAAUAAAUAUUAAAAGGUACAAAUCCUUAACGUUGCAAGUUUGUCUUCCAGCAACCCUGGUAGUGGGGUAUUGGUUAUUCCUUCCAUGUCCCGCUCACCUUCCUUAAACCGGCAAAAGAGUAGAACAGGACUGCCCCCUUCUCUUAAUUAAAAAAUAAAAAUAAAUCACUUUUGUAAUUUUUUUUUACAAAAACAAAUCCGCAAUAAUAAAAAGGAAAAACUUUUACCAUAUCCAUAUAUGAGAUUCUCUGAAUCUCAUGACUUACCCCCUGCAUCUCAUUACAUUCUCCACAUUUUUCAUUCUCUAAAUUGUCCAUAUUAGGGGUUUUUUACCGUCCAGCCAGCGUUUUUAUUUGAUUACAAUGGUCUCCUAAGUAAACUAUAAUUUCCCCCCAUUUUUUUUUAAAGUCCUUAUCUUCUUGAUUCCUGAGUCUCCUAGUCAGUUUUGCCGUUUCAGCAUAGUUUGGUUUUUAAAAAAUCUAAUUCUUUCAACAUAGAACAGCAUCACACGGCACGGAUAAAUAGUGGAAUAUCCCAUCCUAACCCAGAAGGUGAUUCUAAGGCAAUACAUGCGAAAUAACAGCUGAAUGACGCAAAUUCUUCUCCCCAAACGACUGUUUGUACAGAAGGCGAUAAACAAUUUUAAGUUAGCCGAAAAGGUUUUCUGCUGUGAAGGGUGUCCUCUGAUUUUCAUUCCUUGGCCUUGCCACUUGCAUCAUGAAGCUGUGAGAUUCAGUCACAGAAGAGUCUUUGUGCUUCAGGCCUUGGGCCAAUUUCAUUUUAUGAUCUGAUUUUUCCACAAGUGCUUUUUUAUGGCCAGGCUUUGUUGGGCCAGUUUGCCAGAGAACUUGAGCUGUUCUUGUCUUCACCCGUAAGCGGCCUUGAGUUCCUCGCGGGGGAAAUGGCGGAGUACAAAUAAAUAUGUCAGUAAUAAUCCUAAAAGACGCCCCCUAAAUUCUUCCAGCAUCUCCUAAGAAGAGGACUUAUUAAAGUUUAAGCUGUUAAAUUAAUAUUGUCUCCUUGGACGUUGAGAGACAUUUUGCUCAGUAAUUGCUUUUAUUCGGAUUCUUUCUCUCCUUCUACAUCCCCUUCCUUUAUGACAGACACGUCCAGCUCCCAAGAGACUGCGUUAUACUCCCAGUAUUAAAAAAAGAGGCAGUUAUCUACCCAUUGUCCUUGCAAAGAGUUGUUGAGCUUUUGAUAGGGGAGGGGAGAAUGCAAAAAAUUGCUCACAACAGUCCGCCGCCCUCCCUCCUCCCCCCCCCCAUUUGGCAGGGGGGCGGACAUUCUUUUUAAAAUUCUUUUUAAAUUUUUUAUUUUCAAUGCAAAAUUACAACUAAAAUUACAAACAUUGAAUCCGAAAUUAAACAGUACAAACAAGGGGGGGAGAACAGAACACAAAAGAAAAAAGAACAAAACAACAACAGCAACCAAAAACACACAUCUACAAAUAAAACCAUUCUAAUCUAGUCAUUACAUGCCUAUCUGGUGGGGACAUUAAUUGUCCACUUCAUUUAAUCCUGAGAUCAGUCAGGAUCUACCUGUCGACGGGUUGAACAUGUCUUCUCUGAGGGUGACCCAACUGAGCUGAGCCCCUGGGACAGCUGCCCGGCGUGUAGAAGGGAGAAUUCUCCCUGAUGUGGCCUCUGCAAAAGGACACCCCCCCGACUGCUUCGCAUGGAGGGAGGAAUUGACUCCCUUUGCCCCCCCCCCCGGGCAGACUGGGGUUCCACCGUAGUCUAGGGCAGCCCUCCUUUCCCAGCAGGAGGGCAGCUGUGCCUCUGCCCAUGUGAAGAGUUUUGCCAGUGACUGGAGAACGUGCUCUUGAGGUUGCUGCUGCUUUGCCACAAAGGGAGGAGGAGAGUUUUGCCUGGAGCGUCAUCCUGGGGGCCGGGCUAAGGGAACGCAGCCUGCGUAUGCUCAGAGGCACACUUUCCCUCUCUUUGUGCCGCAGCAAAGCCUUGAACUCCGCUCUCUCCCUUCUUUUAUUGUUGAGCUUUUAUCUUUUAAUAGCUAGGAAUGUUAUGAAAACAAACACACUGUGAGCCUGAGAACAGAUUAACUCCAAAGGGCCGCCCAGGUCCAUAUUUAGAUCUACAUUUAACUCCUAAGUUAGAGAGCAAGCAGAAAACUCCAGUAGCAUAAACAGGAAGCAGAUACUCUCUGGGUAGCUGUGCAAACUUGGCUUAUCUGUGGGAGAAGCAAAUGGGAAUCGUCCGCCCCAAAAUGUGGUUGACUCCUGUUUAAAAACAGCACCUUUCCUGUGGAGGCCGUGACUUUGGUUCACGGAGGGCUCCAGAAAUGGGUGCCAGUUGGCCGAUUGUGUUGGCUGUUGGGCGUCAGUUGGAGAUGGGCAGCUGGAGCAGUCAGGGAAAGAGGGAAAGAGCAGUAUCUACCUAUCUAUCUAUCUAUCUAUCUAUCUAUCUAUCCAUCCAGGGCCGGAUUUACGUAUAAGCUAAACAAGCUGUAGCUUAGGGCCCCACUCAGUUGGGGGCCAGAAAAAUUUAGAGGGAAUAAAAAACCCCUGGAUGUACAUUUCCAAAAUAUAGGAUAAAAAAACAAAUAAAAUAAACCUACAUACAGCAGCAGUGAUUUGUGUUGUGUAGGCUUCUAUUUGUUAUGUGCAAAUGGCUUGAGAUACCUCUGAGGUCCAUAAAUGACCAUAUAGCGUAUAUUCAACACCAAAAACCAGCGACAAUUUGCUGUCGACAAGGGACAGCUGGACAUAUCAAGGGCCCCAUUACCUUCAGUAGCUGAGGGCCGCAUCAAACCUCAAUCCGGCCCUGGGUGAGAGGGCUGGAGCAGGACCUGGGAGACCAGGAUUCGAAUCCCCGCUUCAGCCAGGAAGCUCACUGGGUUUAGCUGUAUUUCCCCCCCGAAAUGGGGAAGGGCCUGAAAGUUUUGGGAGCAGCUGCUAUCGUAUUUCUCGUAGUGACUCACUGGUUAAAUAUAUCUGUCUGUCUGUCUGUCUGGAUUAGCAAAAAGCCUUUUAUUCAUUAAGUACAUUCCAUCAGGAAAAGAACAGUCUUGUGUCGCCUUUGACACCAAUGGAUUUAUCAUGCUGUGACCCCCCCCCUUGGGGUGCCAGGUCCCACGCUCAUUUUCCCUUCGCCCCUCUAGGUGGGGCAGGGAGCCACCCCUCUGCCGGUCAGUGCAGGGAGCAAGGCGCACCAGUGGCCUGACUCUGCGGGAGGCAGCUUCUGGUGUGGGUGGGGGUCCCCCUUCCCCACGAAAGAGACCCAGGAAAAGCGGCUUCUCUCGCACGGCUGCGCCACCAGCUGUGCCAUCAUCCUGCAGCUCUGACUUUGUGACGUCGCCAUCCAGGGGGAGAGCGUUUUCGGCCUGUGGUGGCAAACACCACAAAUUCUCUGGUGGCCCUUUGGGCACCAGAGGCGGAGCAGAGUUAAUUGAAACCCCCGACCGCCUGGGAAUGUUGGGCAUUGGCGUCUCGCUUGAUGCAAUGGGGACAUCCUCUCCCCUGCUCAGGAGCAGCUGCCAGCAGAGUCUGCACCUCUGGGCCUGGAGCUGCCAUCUUCCCUAGCGGAGAGGGUGCAGCUGCUUUGGAGCGCCCCCUGCCUGUGGGGUGCGCAUCCUGCCUCCUCUCCCCGGUGCCUCAUUUUGCUGCCGCGGGGUUGGAGUCGCGCCAAGUUCCUGGGCUGGAGAAGGAGGAAGUUUUUCUCCUUUCUUCACUUUGGCUGUUUCAAGGGCAGGUCGGCCAAAGCAGGUUGCACGGCAGGCAGCUGGCAGCGAAGAACACAAAAAUUAAAAAUUGCAGGUCUACUGGAGCGCCAGCAAAUAAGACACUGCACUGAAUCGCUGCGAGAAUUAUGAUAGCAGCCUCUCCCGAAACUUUCAGGCCCUUCCCCAUUUUUGGGGGGAAAUAAAGCUGAACCCAGUGAGCUUCCUGGCUGAAGCGGGGAUUUGAAUCCUGGUCUCCCAGGUCCUGCUCCAGCGCCCUCAGCCUCCCCCCUCUCCUCUGGAUAUGUCCCCUCCUUGUCGCAAUAGCCACUGAGCCUGCUGGCCCCUCUGCUUCCUUCCAGACGACUGCUACCUGCCCAAGGUGGUGGGACGCUGCCGGGCUGCCUUCCCCCGCUGGUGGUUCAACGCCUCCAGCCAGGCCUGCCAGGAGUUCAUCUACGGCGGCUGCCGGGGAAACGCCAACAAUUUUGUCUCGGCCGACAAGUGUCGCCAGAUCUGCGCUGCAGGUGAGUGGGGGGUGGGGGUGUUCUGGCACAGUGAAUCGUCUGACUUUACAGAAUUGCAUUACAUUUUUUUAAUAAUAUUUUUUUUAAGUUUUGCAUGACAUUUAAAUUCAAACACACCAGUCACCUCCUGUCCCUUGACUUCCCUCUGCCCUUCCAUGGUUACCAUUAUCAACCCAAUUUUCCAUCUGCUUCUCUUAUUUGCUCUUGGAAUGUUAUCCAUUUUUCCAUUUAUUUUAUUUUUGUAUAUUACAAGCAUUACUCUGAUCCUGCCAAAGUUUUUAGUUGUUUACAACUAAAAUUAAUUGUAUUAAUUGUUAUAUGUGUAUAUAUAAUUAGAUUUCUUACCCACUGGCCACCAAAAGGUCCCAGAGCAGGUUGCAACGAUAUACGCACAAAUGAAAACAGCUGCAAAUCAUGAAACAAGGGUUUUAAAAAUCAAUUUGCAACAAUCCGUAUGUAAAAAUGUACAAACAUUUAAAAACAAUUCCACCAAUAAAAACAAUUUAAACCAGGCUUCUUCAACCACGGCCCUCCAGAUGUUUUUGGUCUACAACUCCCAUGAUCCCUAGCUAGCAGGACCAGUGGUCAGGGAUGAUGGGAAUUGUAGUCCCAAAACAUCUGGAGGGCUGAGGUUGAGGAAGCCUGGUUUAAAAAAUGGGUGCAAUGGUUGUUUGCUUUAUAAGCUGCUGUUUGUUAUUACAGAUUUUUUUUAACGCUAAUAUGAGCCGCUUAAACUCAACAUUUGUUGUUGGGAAAGUGGAAUACAAAUAUAAAAUCAAAUAAAAUCUGAAAUGGGGAGUCAGCGGAGGCUGUUUAGGUCAGCACCAACACUUUGAAUUGAGCUUGGAAACGUCCUGGGAGCCAGUGUAGGUCUUUCAAGACCGGUGUUAUGUGGUCUCGGCGGCCACUCCCAGUCACCAUUCUGGCUGCCACAUUCUGGAUUAAUUGCAGUUUCCGGGUCACCUUCAAAGGUAGGCCCACAUAGAGCGCAUUGCAGUAGUCCAAGCGGGAGAUAACCAGAGCAUGCACCACUCUGGUGAGACAGUCCGCGGGCAGGGAGGGUGCGUGGAGCUAGGAGACAGCUGACAUUGAAUUGACCCAUGCCAGAUAGAUAGACAGACAGACAGACAGAUACACUUUUUAUUCUGUUAAUGUUUAAUUGUUUCAUCCUUAUGGUUCCACUUUAUCUGUAAGCCGUGUUGAGUCCCUGCUGGAGACAAAGGCAGGAUAGGGAUAAAGGCGGGAUAUACCGUAUUUUCCCAUGUAUAAGACGCCCCUAUUUUGGGGGACUCAAAAUUAAGAAAAUUUCCACUCUACACUAUCCAUGUAUAAGAUGGCCCCCAAUUUUCAACAUUAUUUUAUCAGAAAAAAACCUAGUCUUAUACACGGAAAAGUACAGUAAAUAAAUACAACCACAACAACCGCGAUGAUUUGCAAGCCCCCAGGUGGACUGGAGGUCCAUUAGAGAUCCCCGUUCAGGCAAGACCCAAAUGAAAUGGAAGAUGUUUCUUCCAAAGUCUGCCAGGCACCUCUGGUGAGGUGCACUUUCUGGCUUAAGAAUAAGAAUAAGAAUAAGAAUAAGAAUAAUUCUAGCUUAUAAAUAAAUAAAUAAAUAUUUCUACCCCGCCCAUCUGGCUAGGUUUCCCCAGCCAUUAUUGUAUUAAAAAUACAAUAAAACAUCACACAUUAAAAACAGGGCUGCCUUCAGAUGUCUUCUAAAAGUCAGAUCGUUGCCUAUUUCCUUGACAUCUAAUGGAAGGGCAUUCCGCAGGGCAGGUGCCACUACCGAAAAGGCCCUGCCUGGUUCCCUGCAACCUCACUUCUCGCAGGGAGGGGACCGCCAGAAGGCCCUCAGGAGCGGGUCCCCAGUGUCCGGGGUGGAGACGCUCCUUCAGCCUCUCCUGCUUUUCACACAUUGGAAGGAGAACAUACUCUACGUCUCCCUCUUGCCAACCCCAGGAGCUUGAAAAGAUGACCUUCCCCUUUGCUGAGGAGCUGCUUUGUCCUGGUAGUCUCCCCCCGGGCUCAGGGCCCACCUUGGGGGGUCUUGGCUGCGACCGGCUGACACUCACUCUCUCUUGGCUUUCAGAUGGCGGCCGGGGGGGCACAGAGGGAGAAGCAGCAGCACCCACCAGCAAGGGUAAGGAUAUGGGUGAGAAGGUCUUGGAGGAGGGGGGGCGGAGGCUGCCUUCCCCCAGGGCCUGGGAGGGAGCUCUGUGCCCGGCCCCUCCUUGUACAGGGAGACUCAUGGCACCCUGACCCCCCGAGAAUGGGUGGCCUUCCUCGCAGGGGCGUCCAGGAGUUUUCCAAAGGGUCCAGUGUGGGCUCUGAACUCUGGAGGAAGGGAAAGGAGAUUGUUAGCCGCUUUGAGACUCCUUAAUGAGAGGGAUGCGGGUGGUGCUGUGGGUUAAACCACGGAGCCUCUUUGGCUUGCCGAUCAGAAGGUCGGCGGUUCGAAUCCCCGCUACAGGGUGAGCUCCCGUUGCUCGGUCCCUGCUCCUGCCCACCUAGCAGUUCGAAAGCACAUCAAAGUGCAAGUAGAUCAAUAGGUACCGCUCUGGCGGGAAGGUAAACGGCGUUUCCGUGCGCUGCUCUGGUUCGCAGAAGCGGCUUAGUCCUGCUGGCCACAUGACCCGGAAGCUGUAUGCCGGCUCCCUCGGCCAAUAAAGCGAGGUCUUCUUCUGGAAUGACUUUCUCUGCCUUCCCUUCCUGACAGCCGCAUCCGGAUCCGGCCACCGCCGUCUGCCAGGAGACGACCGAAAGGGCUUCCAAGGUAACUGGGUGGGGCGGGGUGGCAGCCGAAGGGGGAGAGGUGACUCCAGCCCCCCACCAGUUCUGACCUCUCUCCAAGGGCACCUCUGAGUCUCAUUUUCUUUCCCCCCCUCCAGAGUUUUGCGCUGCCCCCCCAGAGGUUGGGCGCUGCCGCGGAGCCUUCCCUCGUUGGCACUUUGACCUGGAGACCCGUACCUGCAAGAUGUUCAUUUUUGGCGGCUGCGGGGGCAACAAGAACAACUACGACUACGAGGAGCACUGUCUGCAGUGCGCCAGAGACGGGGGUAAGAAGGGGCAGGCUGGGCACCCAGGCCAGACCCCCCCCAAGGGCUCACAUCCUUGCCCAGGGUGGAAGGGCAGAUUCCCCCCUCCCCAAAAUCCAAGGAGAUUUGGAAAAGUUCCAGAGACUCUUCACUCCCUUCUCUUUAAAACUUUUAUUGAUUUGUUAGCCAAGGGAAAAAAGGAUAAACUUAACAAAAUGAGAGAAAAGGGAACCGAAAAUUUAAACCACGGAAGCAUCACGUCAUGGAGGGACAAAAGGGCGCAGAUCCAGCACUGCUCCAGAGUAAAUUCCCUUAGCAAAGAGUAAAGAUUUAUAGAAAUAAAAGCCUUCUCCGCCUGGGAGUCUCAUCCUAAAGGAGAUUAGAGGUUCUCCAUCGUCUCAGGUGAGCCAGGUGCUUGGCCUGGUGGCUCUGAAUGCGCCUCCGUGUUUGUCGAAGGCGUAUCUUGUCAUGCCUUGUCACAGAGCAAGAAAACCGGUCGUUCAGGCUCUGCCCUCUCGAUCCUAUUAGUUCCAGGAGGGCCAUUUGCCAAAGCCUUGAAUGUGGGCCGUCCCGUUUAUUAAGACUCACGGUUUCCUGGAUUUGGCAAUGCGGCCCCCGGCUGCUGCUUCGAGCUCCUUCCUUCGCUCCUCCCCUCCAGAGACCUGCCAGGAAGGCCCCGAUCCUGUCCUCACCAGGCCUCCAUUUGGGCUGGGCUCUGAGGACUCACAACCCCCCGUGGCUUCUCCUGCUGGAGCAGGGAGUGAUGGACUGAAUUUACAUACCGCUCUGUACCAGAGGGCUCAGGGCAGUUCACGGGAAAGAUCACAAUAAAUCAAAAUAAGAACAAUAGCCCAAUAACACCCCCCCCCCAAAAAAGAGCCACAUUUUAAAAGGGUAUGGGAUGUCGAUUAGGUCAGCCAAAGGACUGGUUAAAAAGGAGCGUUUCUGCCAGGUGCCUAAAGGUGUAUAUUGAAGGCACCAGGUGCUCUUCCCUGGGGAGAGCAUUCCACAGAUGGGGAGCCACUUCAGAGAAGGCCCUGUUCUUGUGUUGCCACCCCUGAACCUCUCAAGGAGGAGGCACACGAAGAAGGGCCUCAGAAGAUGAUCUCAGGGUCCAGGUAGGCCCAUAUGGAAAGAGGUGGUCCUGGAGGUAUUGCGGUCCUGAGCCAUUUAAGGCUUUAGAGGUCAAAACCAGCCCAGGGCAGGGAGGCAGUGGGUGUUGCCCAGCCCCUUCUCACCCGCUGCCCUUUGUCCUGGAGGAGAGGGCUCUGCGUGGCUCCUGGGCACAAGGGCCCUGCUCUGCCCCACAGCCAGAGGAAGGGAUCUGCUUCUGAAUGCCAGUCGCUGGAAACCCCAGGAGGGGAGAGCGUUGCUCUGGUGCCCGGAUCCUGCUUUGGGGUUCCCUGCUGGAGCACCCAGUGUUUCCCCCUUGGGCCUGAUCCAGCCGCAGGGCUCCCCUUGCAUUCUGACACGUCUCCCCACUUUUCAGAGUUAACGGAAGAGCCGUUGGAACCCCAGCAGCACGGCCACCUCUUCCCGGACCCCAUGAUCCACUCCACCAGAGGUAGGUGCCGGGAGGGGGGUCGCAGCGCCAGGCCUCUGACUCUCCAUGAGGAGGCCAGGGGCUGGAGUGCUUGUCGUUUAAACUCUACUCAAUAGUGCUCCAGAGCAGAACUCUGACAUAUAGUUGGCCUUGGUGAAGAUUUGACAUUUUCUUCCCCCAAAAAGUUUUUGAUUUGAGUUUCUACUGAAAUGAGGCUGCAUUUUAAUGUUGUAUUUUAAUCUUGUUUUUAAAGUUGUAUUUUAAUCAAUUGUUUUUAUACUUGGUGUUAGCCGCCCUGAGCCCAGUCUUGGCUGGGGAGGGCGGGGCAUAAAUACUACUACUAAUAAUGAUAAUAAUUAUAUAGUUAGCAGAGUAGAAACUUAAACACGUUGCAGGAUUCCCCAAAAAUAGACCAGAGGCAGUUCUAUUUCAUCCAGCAGAGCUUUACUGCUACUGAAGGCAAAGGAGCGUAAUGGUCACAAAUCCAAAACAUUCAAGGUUGGCCCUGUCCAUAAGAAAUCCACUUGCAGCAGACUUAACUUAAACUUGCCAUAACUUAGAAUAAGACUAAACCUUAAGCAUACAAUGUACAGAACAGCAGAAGGAAAAGAGACAGAAAGAGAAAGAGGAACCUAGGCUCCUCCUGGCCUAACCAUUAUAGUUUGCACGACCUUGACUGAAAGACAUAACAGGACCAGUUUUAAACCAGCUGUAUUCCUUUUCUGAAGGAAUAACCCAAACAUCAGGAGCUUUCUGCUUGCCUCUUUCAAACAGAGAAGCUUCCAGAACCCUCUUGAAUUAAUAAGAAUAGGAAAGACCUCGACACAUCAGAUCAAGACUUUCUGCACUAAGAAAUGCAAAGGGACAGUGUUUGGGGGAGCCUCUGAAACCCAGAGGAGAUUUGCCAGGGGGGCUGGCGAAGCCUUUUCCCUCUGGUCUGUCGCUUGGGGACAUCUGCUCCUACCCCCCCCCCCAGCUGGCAGGUUUCCUGGCUCUGCCUCCAGCCUCUCUCUGGAGCUUCCCAUUUGGGGAAGUGGCCGUAAGGGGGCCCAGUCCGAAGGGCAUCCCCAAAGGCAGGAAUCGCCAUCUCGGCUCCUGGCCGUGGCUGGGGAAGAGGCAACAUCUCUUGGUUUCUCCUCCUGGGGGCCAAGAAGUCUCGGCUGCAACCAGCCAUAGAUGUGUUCUCUGAGCUCUUCAAAUUCCUUGAACUUUAAUCUGUUUCUGUUACUAGAUCUCUAUAUGUAGGCCAUUUCCCUAUUUAUUUGUUUUAUUGAGGUUGCUUCUAUUGGAGACAACCGCCAUGGGUUUUUUUGUUCUAAUUAAUCUUUAUGUUCCCUCCCACGCUUUGAAUAGUGAUAUCCUGAUUAUAUGGUUAUGAAAUCCUUUGUGUAUUUUCCCUUUGUUAUACCACAAAUAAGCAUGUCCUUCCAGAUCUAACAGAUCUGCAUUUUCUAACUUAAUUCAAUCUCGGAUCCAGGUAACGCGGGCAGCCUCAUAAUAACUUCCCCUGACACUUUAACCCUUUCCCCUCCGCAGCGGUGGUGCUGGCGGUGCUUCUGGCCCUGAUGGCGGCUGCCCUGCUGGGCUCCAUGGUGCUCUUCCUGGUCAAGAUCUGCCGGAAGAACCCGCAGCUGAGCCUGGGGCCGGUGUGGAGCACCCUGGACGACAAGGAGUACCUGAUGAGCAACACCUACACCCUCUGA